UAUGUAGAAGAAUCCCUCCCACGGCCAGUCCGUGGCCGCGCCUUUGCAUAGAGCAUAGAGUACGAUUUGUAUAUAUUUAGGUGUCUCACUGAUUCGGGAAGUCAAGCGAGAAGACGCAGAAUCGCCCACUGUUCUUUCUUCUUCUUCUUGUCUCUAAUGGCCGCUUCAUUUGCUUCUCCGGCUCAGGGCUUGCUUCAUCGCCAGCAUCUGCCGAUCGCAUUUACCACUUCCAACUUCAAUCGCACUCAACUUCAAUUUCAUGGGGCGACUCCUGCGAAAUCACAACCCCUCUCUUUUUCCUCCCAAUUAAAGCUUUCUAAUGAUGCCUCUCCGAGGAACGAUCACCGUUCCUCCUUUGCGCAGACGGCUGCCGUCCGCCAUAUCGUCGGUUCUCUUUCCAAAGCCGAGGGCCUCCGCUUUGCUGUGGUUGUGGGGCGGUUCAACGAAAUUGUGACAAGGCCAAUGCUGGAGGGAGCUUUGUCUACAUUCAAAAGUUAUUCAGUUCAAGACGAGGAUAUUGAUGUUGUAUGGGUUCCUGGGAGCUUUGAUAUUCCUGUAGUCGCUGAAAGGCUUGGGAACUCUGGAAAGUACCAUGCUAUUUUAUGCAUUGGAGCUGUGAUUAAAGGUGAUACAUCUCAUUAUGAUGCCGUCGUGAACUCUACUGCAUCUGGAGUGCUUUCUGCCGGGCUAAAGUCAGGAGUUCCGUGCGUAUUUAGUGUCUUGACUUGUGACAACUUAGAUCAGGCUUUCAAUCGAGCUGGUGGUAAAUCUGGAAAUAAGGGUUCUGAGGGUGCUUUGACAGCUAUGGAGCUGGCGUCGAUGUUCGAGCACGACCUGAAGUAGUCGAGGAAUAAAGAUGUAACAGUUUCCAUUAUCUUUUGUGUUGUAGUUUCUUGCGGUCUUGUGGUUUCUCUGCUGUCUUUUGGUAACGAUAGAAUGCUUAAUUAAAUCGCAAAAAGCCACACGAUAUCUCAAACUGAAGUCAGGUAAUAACUGGAUGGAGGGUGGGUCUGCUUUCCUGAAGAAGGUUAGAGGCUACUGGUCCAGAGGAAAGAGUAGGUUUUCAUGAUUUGAAUUCUCAAAAAUUUCAUCUUUCAAGUGGUUUAUGAUUUGUGAUGCGCAAUCAACAAGGAUUAUAUGGAAGAGUUCUUGUCUUGUUAUUUAUUACCAAAUUCCCAACUUUCAGUUUCCCUUUUUAGUUAUUGAAAUUGAUGGAAUUACGACUCUUCUUGGUA
This is a messenger RNA of Momordica charantia (bitter melon), 1235 nucleotides long. RefSeq names its product 6,7-dimethyl-8-ribityllumazine synthase / DMRL synthase / lumazine synthase / riboflavin synthase (gene COS1). Gene Ontology annotation, biological process: riboflavin biosynthetic process. The record is from RefSeq and is a predicted model, not a curated record. Gene Ontology annotation, cellular component: intracellular anatomical structure; riboflavin synthase complex. Gene Ontology annotation, molecular function: 6,7-dimethyl-8-ribityllumazine synthase activity. Lineage: Eukaryota; Viridiplantae; Streptophyta; Magnoliopsida; Cucurbitales; Cucurbitaceae.